AUGAGCAUCAUCGCCGCCGCCGCAACUACUACUGAUCAAAAGGGCAGCAACCAUUCCGACACGUCAAGCGACGAGGCCGAUCGCCGCCGUGGAACGGAGAGACCCGCCGCCGCUGUCGGCCGGUCGUACGAGUGCACGUUUUGCAAGAGAGGGUUCACUAACGCGCAGGCCCUGGGAGGGCACAUGAACAUUCAUCGGAAGGACAAACUGAAGGCCAAGCAAAAAUCUAAUAUUAAUAUUCCUCAACGACAACAACAACAAGGAUCUUCACUACCCUCAAGCUACCUCGUACAAAUUCCGACCGACCAACAACGUUUUUAUCCGUCUCCGAGGGCACAACAUGUGGGAUACCUGUUUUACCCUAGCUACCACCAGCAAGUUGUUGUCGACGAGGGUUUGAAGGCGGAGAGUUUAGGGGUGCAUGGGGAUUUAAUGGGUGCGAAUCUUACACUGAGGAUUGGUCCUCAAAGGGAAGAAGAAGAUGAACACCCCUCGCAAAAGUAUACCUCACAAACCUCGUCACAUCGUGAUAUUGCUCGUAGUAGCAAAAUGUGCCUUGCAGAUGAUUACCUCAAGAGCCUCGUCACACUGUGA
This is a messenger RNA of Ipomoea nil (Japanese morning glory), 594 nucleotides long. RefSeq lists its product as uncharacterized. The transcript has 2 exons. The record is from RefSeq and is a predicted model, not a curated record. NCBI's taxonomy places the organism in Eukaryota, Viridiplantae, Streptophyta, Magnoliopsida, Solanales, Convolvulaceae. The coding region runs from base 1 to 594 and encodes 197 amino acids.